Molecule: messenger RNA, 1086 nt
Organism: Trichomonas vaginalis G3
Lineage: Eukaryota; Parabasalia; Trichomonadida; Trichomonadidae
Product: protein of unknown function (DUF3447)
Exons: 1
Coding region: 1-1086 (361 amino acids)
Molecular function (GO): protein binding
Source: RefSeq, a predicted model, not a curated record
AUGAGUGAGAGUUCAAAAAUGAAUUUCCACGAGUUGAUGUCAUUAUACAAAGGAUACAAUGACACAAUUGAUGCAUUAUAUAGGCUAAGAACCACCAAUGAAGAAAUCUUAGACAAAAUUUGUAAUGAUAUCAAAAAUAAUUUAAUAGACACAAAAUAUUUAUUGCCAUCUUAUAUAUUGGAUACGAUAUCGUUUGCUUCAAGAUGCAAUAAUCGUUAUCUGAAGUCAUAUUGGUACAUAUUCAAAAAGAUUUAUGAAGAAUAUCGUCCUGACCAUAUUAAUGACUUCCUAUACGGAUUUGACUAUUUUGUUUAUAAAGAAUAUGGCAUUUGGUUAAAUGAAGAGAAUAAAAUAUCUCCUGAAAGAAUUGAAUCCGAAAACUUUUCAUUGGAAGUUGUUAAAUCAGACACCAUUUUUGAAUCAAUAAUGAAUGACAACAUCGAGACAUUUACAUCAUUCACAGAAAGAGAAGAAUUUGAUAAAAAUGAGGUUCUUGUUUCUCCUUUCUUUAUAGACACAACCAAGCCCUCAUUACUUGAAGUUUGUUGUUAUUAUGGGGCGACAAAAUGUUUUUCUUUGUUAAGAGAAAAAUUUAAUUCAGAAAUCACAAAAAGAUGCCUCCAAUUUUCAAUUCUUAAUGGAAAUUUUGGACUUGUAAAAGAAUGUUUGAAAGCGAUUGAACCAGACAAAGAAUGCAUGGAGUAUGCAAUAUUAUCACACAAUAUUGCUUUGGUUACAUUUUUUAUGAUAGAAUACAAACUAACCAUUGAAGUAUUUAGGUGUGGUGAAUAUCAUAAUCUUCAGGCAUUCUUUGUUUAUUUGGAUCAAACAAAUGAUAUCAAGAAAUGCUUCAUUUAUUCCCCAGUAUUCAAUAUCCCAUCCCUUUGCAAAUAUUUCCUUUCUCAAGGCGCCAAUAUUUAUGAUAGGUCCCCUACAAAUAAACAAACAGCUCUUCAUAUUGCAGCCUAUCUCAAUGCAGUAGAAUCUGCAAAAUUCCUUAUUACAAAUGAUGCAGCUAUCAAUAAAAAAAUAUUGAUGGAAACACACCUCUACUCAUUGCAGCAGAAUAUAAUUCAAAGGAAAUGA